GCGGCGGCAGCCAAUGGCCUCGCGGCAGCGCUGCGCACUUCGCCCGCCUGGACCCGCUCUCCGCGGGGACUUGUGACGCCCCCGGGUCGGUGUGGGCGCACCUGGGCAGGGCCCGGGGACAGGGAAGCUCAUGGAGCUGGGCAGGGCCCGGGGCUGAGGACAGGGUAGCUCCUCGCACCCUGCGCACCUUCUUUUCCCACUGGUGUGUGGGGCUCUUUUUCGGCCGGGUCUUUGCCGGGCCCUGCCCUAGAUCACUGGGCGCAUCUGAAGCUCUCUGCAGGGCUCCUGUGGCCUUUGCUGCACAGGAGAGCUCCAAAGCGAACUCCGGGCUGGCAGCUGGCGCAGCUUAUGGCGUAGCAUAGUUCCUUCAGAGUACUGCUGAGGCCAGGCACGGCUCAGGACAUGGGAUGGUUCUCUCGGAGCACUGCUGAGGCCAGACUGCCUUAAUUUCCCCCCACAGCUCAUUAGUGCACCCUGACAGCCCUUGCAGCCUGGUGCAUCUCCCAUCAGCUGGCCUGGGCUGCAGGAGGGUUGCUGAAGUGUGCUGGGGCAGCAGCUCUGUGUGGCAUCUGCUGAGUACCAACAUGCUUCACUGUAGGCAUCGGUGUGGGCAUGAGGAGCACAGACCCUAGGCAAGUGUGUGAGGGGAAGGUGGGCUCGUGGCCGGGAGGACUGCGGCAGGAAAGGGGCUGAGGUCUGCGGUGUGAGAGGGUCCUCCAGCCCCUGCACAUGGCCAGUGCAGCGCUGCGUGGGGGCAUGUCACAGGCAGUGCCCUUGCUUUGGAGGAUCCACUUGUGCUGGGUUUCCCAGGCUCUGUGCCCCAGGGGAGUCUGUGCUCUGAUACUGUUCCAUGUGAGGAUCUCUCCAGGUUCUUCCCAGUGGAACAUUCAACCCCUUAUAAGAAGUUCAAGUCUCCUGGUUGAGUUGCUGCUUCUUGGUCACAGCCCCUCUCUGGUCCCCAGAUAGGAAAGCUGCUGCUCAGAAGAACUGAACUGCGCCUGAGUCAGCUCCUGGAGUAGAAGCCAGUUGAUCCCCGGUGGCUUUGUGUCUUACAGCCACGCUGCUGCCUCGGUUGUGCUCUCUAGGAACCUCAUCCCCUGCUCCUGGCACAGUCCCCAGCGGAAAUGGACGAUGGGAGGGUUUUGGAAAGCCUUGAGCACACUGUGGCCAUGGGACAACUGUUUGAACUUUCUGCUUUCACAUCAGCAACCUUUGUCCGUGGCGGGGCACAGUCAGCGUGGGCUGCAAUAGCAUUUAACCCUUGCAGAGUCGGGUCCGUUCAGCCUUCCAGCACGCAUGGGGGCUGUUUGCAGAGGGACUCUGGUUUAUCCCUGGCUGGGGAAGUGUUUUCAAGUGUGCCAGGAAGAUCAAAACAUUCCUAGAUUGCUGCUUAGAAGUUUUUGUUGUUGCAGACAAGGUCACAGCGUUCAGCUCGGUGUGUCUGGGUUCAUUUCCUUGCUGCUUUCAAGCUAAUCUGGAGGGUCCCUGGGCCACAGCGAUGAGGAAGCCUCGGCGGAGGUCCCGGCAGGCCUUGGAGGGCAGACGCUCCCCCUCGCCCUACAGCCUCAAGUGCUCCCCGACUCGGGAGACGCUGACCUAUGCCCAGGCCCAGCGCAUCGUGGAGGUGGACAUCGAUGGGAGGCUUCAUCGCAUCAGCAUCUACGACCCCUUGAAAAUCAUCACCGAGGAUGAGCUGACAGCCCAGGACAUCACAGAGUGCAACAGCAACAAGGAGAACAGCGAGCAGCCCCUCUUCCCCUCCAAAUCAAAGAAGGCACCUUCCAAAGGCAAGAAAAAGGAGUCCUGCUCCAAACGUGCACCAGGGACAUCCUUACACUUACCCCAGCCCAAAUUCCGCCUGCUGGACUCCUUCAGCCAGCCAGACGCUGCUCCUCUCCCGGCUGCCUACUACCGGUACAUUGAGAGACCUCCGGAGGACCUCGACGUGGAGGUGGAGUAUGACAUGGAUGAGGAGGACCUGGCGUGGCUGGAAAUGGUCAACGAGAAGAGGAGAGACGACGGCUACGGGACAGUGUCUGCAGACACUUUUGAGCUGCUGGUGGAUCGGCUGGAGAAGGAAUCGUACCUGGAGAGCCGCAGCAGCAGCGCUCAGCAGUCGCUCAUCGACGAGGAUGCCUUCUGCUGUGUCUGCAUGGAUGAUGAGUGCCACAACAGCAACGUCAUCCUCUUCUGUGACAUCUGCAACCUGGCUGUGCACCAGGAGUGCUACGGCGUGCCCUACAUCCCCGAGGGACAGUGGCUUUGCCGCUGCUGCUUACAGUCCCCUUCUCGGCCUGUGGACUGUGUCCUUUGCCCAAACAAAGGUGGAGCCUUCAAGCAGACCAGCGAUGGCCGCUGGGCUCAUGUGGUUUGUGCCAUCUGGAUCCCCGAGGUCUGCUUUGCAAACACUGUGUUCCUGGAGCCCAUUGAAGGGAUAAAUAACAUCCCCCCGGCUCGGUGGAAGCUCACAUGCUCCAUCUGCAAGCAGAAGGGCAUGGGAGCUGCUAUCCAGUGCCACAAGGUGAACUGCUACACUGCCUUCCACGUCACCUGUGCCCAGAGGGCUGGGCUCUUCAUGAAGAUUGAGCCCAUGAGGGAGACUGGCAUCAACGGCACGACGUUCAGCGUGCGCAAGACUGCCUACUGUGGCAGUCACUCCCCACCCAGCACGGUGAGGAAAGGGUCUUCAGCCGCUAGUGCUGAGGGGCAGGAGGAUACUGUGAAGGAGGAGAGAGAGGAGGAAGCCAAUUCUGCCCCUCCCAAAGGAUCUCUGAGAAAGAACCAGGUGAAGUUGAAGCAGAAGAUCAAAAAGGAGCCUGGCGAUGUGACCAGCGGGCGUUCAUCAGCGCCCAUGGUGACAGUCACACAAAUCCCCUCUUACAGGCUGAACAAACUCUGCAGUGGCCUCUCCCUGCAGAGGAAGAACCAGUUCAUGCAGAGGCUCCACAACUACUGGCUGCUGAAGCGGCAGGCGAGGAAUGGGGUGCCCCUGAUCCGGCGCCUGCACUCCCACCUCCAGUCCCAGAGGAAUGCUGAGCAGAAGGAGCAGGACGAGCAGACCAGUGCCGUGAAGGAGGAGCUGAAGUACUGGCAGAAGCUGCGGCACGACCUGGAGCGGGCACGGCUGCUGGUGGAACUGAUCCGCAAGAGGGAGAAGCUCAAACGGGAGCAGGUCAAGAUUCAGCAGGCUGCUAUGGAGCUUCAGCUGACCCCUUUCAACGUCCUUCUGCGCACCACGCUGGACCUGCUGCAGGAGAAGGAUGCUGCCCAGAUCUUUGCAGAGCCUGUGAACCUGAACGAGGUUCCAGAUUACCUGGAAUUCAUUUCCAACCCAAUGGAUUUUUCCACCAUGAGGCGGAAGCUGGAGUCCCACCUGUACCGAACCUUGGAUGAGUUUGAGGAAGACUUUAACCUUAUAGUUGCCAACUGCAUGAGGUAUAAUGCUAAAGACACCAUUUUCCACCGAGCAGCUGUCCGCCUCAGGGACCUGGGGGGAGCCGUUCUGCGCCACGCACGGCGGCAGGCGGCCAGCAUCGGCUUUGACCCUGCUGUGGGGAUUCACCUGCCUGAGUCACCCAAAACCAAGGACUUUUACCGCUUUUCCUGGGAGGAUGUGGAUAACAUCCUCCUCCCGGAGAACCGGGCUCACCUCUCCUUGGAGGCCCAGCUGAAGGAGCUGCUGGAGAAGCUGGACUUGGUGAGCACCAUGAGGUCCAGCGGUGCCCGGACGCGGCGCAUCCGGCUGCUGAGGCGGGAGAUCAACUCGGUUCGGCAGAAGCUGGCCCAGCAGCAGAGCAAGACCCUGCCCAACGGGGAGCCUGUGCCCUGGGAGGAGGGGCUGGAGAAGACAUCGAGGGAAGGGGAUGAGGAAGGGGAGAAAGCAGAUGAUGCCAAGCCCCCACAUCCUCCAACCCUGGAGCCCACGGGACCUGCCCCCUCCCUCUCAGAGCUGGACUCUCUGCAGGACCCUCCGAAGCUCAAACCCAUCAGUGAAAACAAGUCACUGACUCAGCUGCAGAAGAGGGUGGUGCCAGACAGGGAGCUCUUUGAGAAGCAGGCUCUGGAGCGGGAGAGCAGAGCCUUCCAGCGCCUGCUCAGCGACAGGGGCCUCAACGGGCUGGCCCUGCCCUCCUCCCACGGCCCCGACAGCCCCUGCCUGGGCGGCGUGGGCCGGCGCACCUCGGUGCUCUUCAGAAAGGCUAAGAACGGGGUGAAGCUGCAGAGGGGCCUGGACUGCCCCCUGGAGAAUGGGGAGGACCACGGGCAGAGCGGGCAGCGUUCGCCCUCCCGCCCUGCUGCGGAGCGGCCAGCGCGGAAGAGGGCACAGAGCAGGGCCUGCAGCGAGAGCGAUGGAGAGAAGUCCCCCAGGCAGGCAGGGCAGAGAGGAGUCACCAACGGCUUUGCGAAGCACACCGAGAGCAGCUCUGACUCCGAGUGCAGCUCUGGCCUGGGUGCUGGGCUGGCAUUUGAAGCCAGCAGUUUUCCUCCUCCUGGCAGUGGGCUGAUGCCCCCCAAGCGCAGCCGCGGGAAGCCAGCUCUGUCCCGGGUGCCCUUCUUGGACGGGGUGAAUGGAGACUCCGAGCACAGCAGCUCAGGUAGGACUCUCCUGAUGGCCUUUGAGAGUCAGGAUGAGCUGGAGCCCUUGGAGCUGGUGUGGGCCAAGUGCCGUGGUUACCCUUCCUACCCUGCCCUGAUAAUCGAUCCCAAGAUGCCACGUGAGGGUUUGCUCCACAAUGGAGUCCCCAUCCCAGUCCCACCCAUGGAUGUGUUGAAGCUUGGGGAGCAGAGGCAGACUGAGGCAGAAGAAAAGCUCUUCCUGGUUCUUUUCUUUGACAACAAGAGAACCUGGCAGUGGCUUCCACGGGACAAAGUCUACCCCCUGGGUGUGGACGACACCGUGGACAAGCUGAAGAUGAUGGAGGGUCGCAAAACCAGCAUCCGCAAGUCGGUGCAGGUGGCCUACGACCGCGCCAUGAGCCACAUGAGCCGCGUGCGGGGGGACCACCCCUUCCUCACCUCCUCCUACCUGUAGGGCCCGGCGGUGCCUCGGCCCCCUUUAGCCUCCAGACCCCUCCGUGGCGGCAGAGAGGAGCAUCUUGAGCCUCCGUGGUGGCGGAGAAAGGCAUCUGAAGCCUCCGUGGUGGCAAAGGAGCAUCUGGAGCCCCCAUCGUGGCAGAGAGGAGCAUCCUGAGCCUCCGUGGUGGCAGAAGAGAGCAUCCUGAGCCUCCGUGGUGGCAGAGAGGAGCAUCCUGAGCCUCCGUGGUGGCAGAGAGGAGCAUCCUGAGCCUCCGUGGUGGCAGAGAGGAGCAUCCUGAGCCUCCGUGGUGGCAGAGAGGAGCAUCCUGAGCCUCCGUGGUGGCAGAAGAGAGCAUCCUGAGCGCUGCCUCUCACCUCUGGCUGGGGGAUGCUGUUCCCAGCAGUUCUCAGCACUCCUCUGACUACCCUGCAAUGUGCCAAAAAAAUGCCUGCCCAGCUUCUUUCUGAAUGUGUCUUGCUGAAGAGCUGGCAGGAGCUGAAACGUAGAGUCCAGAGGGCCAGGAGUGAGUGAGGUGGGAGAAGGUGAUAAGGGGGGGACCAAGGGCAGGGAAGCAAUCAGCCCUUGGCUACCCAAACCUCACACAGGUCUCUGCCUCCUCUCUCCCCACUGCUUGGUGGAGGUUUGGAAGUCAUUCCCUAACCUUGAGUCAUUGACCCACUGGAACCAAACCAGGCCCAAAAAUUCCCAACUGGACCUUUUUUUUUUGUGCCAAAUCUAACCCAAUUUGCAUUUUACUGGGGGGAGUUUAUGACAUUGAUUGUCUCAUCUCAUGAAAGGGGAGGGGGGUGGAAAUAGCAGCUGGGAGCUCCUGUUGGGAUCUUCCCACCUAUGCUUGUGGUUUUCUGCUCUGUGAAUAGGGGUGCAGCAGAGGGGAAGGUGACCAAAGGUCACCUCUGCUGCACCCCCAUGCACAGAGCUUUAAACAUGACUUUUGUGCCUCCCCUAGCAGCUGAUUUUGACCAUUUCAACCCUGAUUUUUGUCACCCUGCUCCCUCCCAAGCCUGUUUUUCGUCUCAUGGUUGUAGUGCAGAAAGGAAAACCUCCUUUGUGUGGUUUGUUGUUUUGUUUUUCUUUCUUUUGAGGACACAAAAACCUUUCAUUUUGGAGGUGUCUGAGGAGCUGGAGCAGCUCUGAGGACGCUGAGGUUGAUCAGGGUUGGAGGGAGAUGCAUCUUUUGGUGGUGGUUUCCACACAUUUGGGUGUAGGACUCCUUUUCCUUUCUUCCUUUUUGGGUUUUUAUCCCUUUCUCUGAUGUUUUUCCUCUGGCUUAAAGCCAAGAGCAGCACAUCACCAUUUCUGCCUUUUCACCUCCUCCCACACCCACACAUCCUUCCCACCAAGGGCUGUGUGUGGUGGGGAGGGGGUU
This is a messenger RNA of Pogoniulus pusillus (Red-fronted tinkerbird), 6404 nucleotides long. It is a transcript of the gene BRPF3, whose product is annotated as bromodomain and PHD finger containing 3. The record is from RefSeq and is a predicted model, not a curated record. Gene Ontology annotation, cellular component: MOZ/MORF histone acetyltransferase complex. Gene Ontology annotation, molecular function: protein binding. NCBI's taxonomy places the organism in Eukaryota, Metazoa, Chordata, Aves, Piciformes, Lybiidae. The transcript has 12 exons. The coding region runs from base 1499 to 5032 and encodes 1177 amino acids. Gene Ontology annotation, biological process: regulation of transcription by RNA polymerase II.